Messenger RNA from Lobosporangium transversale, 465 nucleotides. RefSeq lists its product as hypothetical. The transcript is spliced from 2 exons. The annotation marks the transcript as partial. The record is from RefSeq and is a predicted model, not a curated record. NCBI's taxonomy places the organism in Eukaryota, Fungi, Mortierellomycota, Mortierellomycetes, Mortierellales, Mortierellaceae.
AUGACUUUCGCCGCCACCACUACCACCACAUCCUUAAAUAACGGUUGUAGUAGCAACAGCUUUAUUACUAAGCAACAGUUUUUUAUACUUGCGGAAGAAUAUUUGCUUUCACUCUCGCCUAAAAAACGAGAGAAGGCCCUUCUAACUAACUCUAUGUAUCAAAAGAUCCUCAUGGUUUUGAUUCAGCCCAAGAACACUCAAGUCUCCACAGCUCAGUUCCGUUUCUGGGCCAAGAAAAUGUUUACUCUUUCCACUACCUCAACUCAUCAUGUUGUCUGUCAUGGAGGCAAGCCCGUCGCCACCAAAGAAUGCCUCUAUGACGUUCUUAUCUAUUGCCAUCGAAAGAGUUCUCAUGGUGGAAGAGACAAGACCUCUGCUGAGGUUCGACAACAUUAUUCUUGGGUCCCAAAGGAACUCAUUGCCCGGUUUGUAAAACACUGUCCUUUGUGUCAAAGUCGACGUAGC